Wallemia mellicola CBS 633.66 is the source of this 1963-nucleotide messenger RNA. Its product is annotated as MFS general substrate transporter. The coding region runs from base 121 to 1848 and encodes 575 amino acids. Gene Ontology annotation, biological process: transmembrane transport. Gene Ontology annotation, molecular function: transmembrane transporter activity. The record is from RefSeq and is a predicted model, not a curated record. Lineage: Eukaryota; Fungi; Basidiomycota; Wallemiomycetes; Wallemiales; Wallemiaceae. The transcript is spliced from 8 exons.
UAUUUGUAAUGUUCGUAUCUAUAAAUAAACAUUUUGGAUUUCCUAUAUAUUUUACCCAUCGGCCCCCUACUCCCCCAGUUUCCUCGUGCGAGAAUUAUCGUUCCUUAGACGACUACAAUCAUGGCUGAGGAAGAGAAACCUCCAAUACAACAUUCAGUAUCUAUAGCGCAAGAAAGCCCCACUAGGACUGUCUCAGUAAACCGCAACAGAUCAAUUAACCGUAAAGGUUCACAGGGAAGUCUCUACCCGGUCCCUACAAAUGAGAGUUUGAAAGGAUUGCGACGUGAUAGUCUACCACUCCCUACAGCAUCCGCUGAAAUCACCGGUGCCACAGAUCUCGUUUUGCCUCCGAAUGUCGCUUUUGGGAAGGAUCUCGAACGCGGAGAGGAUGACAUAGACGAGGACGCAGGCGAAGCCGUAAAAGAGGAAAAGGAGGAUCCUUACCUUAUCGCGGAAUUUGAGGAAGGUGACCCACGCAAUCCAAAGAAUUGGUCAAGUGCGUACAGAUGGACACUCACUUUUAUUGGUGGUCUUCUCGUUCUAAACUCGACAUUCUCGAGUAGUUCACCAUCCGGUAUUGCUUUAAACCUCAUGCAAGAGUUCACGUUUAGUAGAGAGGUUGCCACACUCGCUAUUUCUCUCUUUGUUGGUGGAUACUGCAUUGGUCCACUUCUCUGGGGACCAUUAUCUGAAGGCAAUUUGGGUAGAAAGUGGACCCUUCUUAUAGCUUUCUUCCCUUACUGGAUGUUCACCCUUGGAUGUGCCUUAGCGCCGAAUACAGCUGGCAUCCUCAUAUUUAGAUUACUUGCUGGAUGUUUCGGUGCUGCCCCAUUGGUCGUUUGUGGUGCCCUCAUUUCUGACUUAUGGGAUCCUAAGAGACGAGGAAUCGCGCUUAGUAUUUUCAGUUUAGCUCCUUUUGCUGGUCCAGCUAUCGCCCCAAUCGUCUCAGGAUUUAUCAGUUCCAGUGGUGCAGAUUGGCGUAUACUUUUCUGGGUUCUUUUUGCAUUUGCCGGAUCUUGCACUCUCAUCAUCAUUUUCAUUCUUCCAGAGACAUAUGCACCCGCGUUGCUGUCUCAAAUCGCUAAGAAAAAGCGUAAAGAAACUGGCGACGACAGAUACAAGUCACCAUUGGACUUACGUAAGAGAGGGUUCAAGAGCGAAAUGCAAAACACCGUCUUCAAACCAUUUAGAAUGCUUAUACUCGAACCUAUGUUACUUAGUUUGACCAUUUUCAUGAGUGUGGUAUAUGGUGUUCUUUACUUGCUUUUCGAGGCUUACCCAUUUGUCUUUGGUCCCGGUGGACAUAAUUUCAAUGAAGGUAUUCAAGGAUUAAUGUUCUUACCGCUAUUCAUUGGUGGAUUUAUUGCCUGUUUAAUCAACGUCUUUUACUUCAAUCCAAAAUACAUCAAAGCGGUCGAGAAACACGCACCUAAACUCCCACCACCUGAAAUACGUCUUGAGCAGGGAGCUCUUGGCGGUAUUCUUUUCGCAAUUGGAUUCUUCUGGUUCGGAUGGACAAGUUAUCCAUCUAUCUCAUUUUGGUCACCACUCAUCGCUGGUGGAUUAAUCGGAAUGUCAAUUCUUUUCGUUUUCCUUGCUCUCUUUAAUUACUUAAUUGACACUUACCUUUGGUCAGCAAGUUCAGCAUUAGCAGCUAACACGAUCGUGAGAUCUGCGUUCGGUGCUGGUUUCCCUCUUUUUGCUUCACAGAUGUUCGAAAAACUGAACCCAAGAUGGGCGUCUACAUUGCUCGGAUGCAUCGCUGUCGUACUUUCAUUCAUUCCAUUCGCGCUGAUGAAGUAUGGAUCAUACCUGCGUACCAAAUCUAAAUUUGCGCCGGAUCUUUAAUCUUAAUUCUCACAUCGAACUUCAAAUAAUAGUUAGUGCAUAAAUAAGUUAUUCUACGACGAUAUUAAUAGAUUUAUUGUAUAUCUACACAUAUCAUACUUAAUGUGUCUUUUCC